AUGUCGACUGUUCCUGAGAACCCUACCCGUCCCCACCGUUGUGUUUACUGCGGCCUCUGCUUCAAGCGAUCAGAACACCUGAAGCGCCAUGUGAGAAGGCACACCAAGGAACGACCUUUCCGUUGUCGAAUUUGUGGGGAGAGCUUUUCCCGCAAGGAAUUGCAUGACCGCCAUCAACGCACCCGCCAUGGCGCGACUUCAAGCAUCCCAUUACCCGAAAUAGUAGAAUCAGAGCCAUCAGCAGCUACCCAUCCAAAUUCGUACUCGCCAGGACAGGUUGAUCCUGUUCAAGGUGACCCGUCCAGUCGAGCACCAUUCACCUCGUUCGUCGAGGAGCCGGCGGAACCAGCAUUGCACGCUCCUUUAGCGCCAGAGACACAGCGACAUGACAACCUUUACUUGGCCGGGAGCCCGGGUAGUCCUGCAUUCCAAGAAAAUGCGUACUCUGUGAUCUCCGACCGGCGUCGAGACUCUCGACUCCAGACGCCUCUAGGAAGCGAGACUCCUCCGUGGUUGAAAUUACCCAGCGGGCUGGAGUUCGCCUCGCUUCUCUCAGCAUUGAACAGAUCUCCGUUAUCUACAAGUCUCCCGACACCACUACGGCUGUGCACACCGCAGAGUGAGGCGAUCUUUGAGAAUGAUCGGAAUGAGACUGCCCGUUUGGGGAUCGAGAAAGCGCUUGACGGUUUGAGGAGUAUCAAUGUCGCAGGGAGCGAAGGGUAUUCCCAUCGCUUCAAGAUCCCAGAGAUGGAUUCCCUAUACCGUUACUGGCAUAUGUUCUUCGAGAUACCUCAUAAGAACCUUCCGUUUGCUCAUCCGAAGUCGGAAAUCUAUCAAAUACCAGCUAUUGCUAUUGGUGUUCUCGCCGACGGUGCGAUGUACUGUGACGAGCCGGAGGUCGGUCAAAUGCUGUUUGAGGCCUCCCGCCGCAUUGUCGCUCAUCACUUGAACACGCUCUAUACCCGUGAAAACAAUACUAUACCUAUCUGGAUUUUCACUACACUCUUGCUGAAUUGUGUCUUUGGUUUACCCGGGGGGAAGUCUAGCGAGAGCGACAUUACCCUCGGCAGCCUUGACAGCUUGAUAAACCUCGCGCGAGUGAUCGAAUCAGGCCCGGCAAUGGAUCUUGUCGAUCAGGCAUCCACAGUGGAGGAGAAAUGGAAGAGUUACAUCGAGGGAGAAUCUCACCGCAGUGGUUUGUGGUCGGUGGCAUACGAGCCAAUCGUCAAUGUCCUGGACUUUCCGUUCAGUUUGAUCGAAUUCCCCUGGUCGGAAACCUUGUGGAAUGCCCGUUCAGCCGUUCAAUGGCACGCACUAUAUCAGAACCCGCGAAGUCGAUCGCCUGGCAGCUGGUCAGAGAAUGUGGAGGCGCUGUUGUUCGGCAAAACCCAGCCGUUAAACGGUCUCGCUUCUCUUUGCCUUGUCGUCGGGCUUCUACUCUACAUUGACGGGCUCCGACGAGAAGCAGUCCUCGACGUUGUCGAGAUAAACUCAUACCUGCAGCAUGCUCUAGAUCAAUGGUUUCAGAUACAUGACCGGACGAGUAUGGAGAAUCUGGCCCUCAAUCAUCUCUGCUAUCCUGCUGCAUAUUAUCUGCGCAUCUCCCUUGUCGUGGACAUCCGGCAGACAAUGGACCUCAUGCGCAGUAAGGAAUUUUCCGCCAUGCGAAGGGUACUGCGUGAGGGGGAUUUGGUGCAAGCGGCUGCCUUUGCGCGAGCCGCUAUGAUUCCGUGGGUGAUUAGCCGGCGGAAUCAAACGUCCAUGGUCGCAAUCCCUUGCGGGGUGGUCAUCGCGGAGUGGGCGAUUGACGUGAUGGACAAUCAGCCCGAGGAUUCCCCUCAACGGGAAGUGCUUCGGGGGUUUGAAAACUCGAUUCGCGAGUAUUGGCCUGUAGCACCAUUUGUGACUGCUGUGGAUGUCUGGAGAGCAGUUCGCAGAAUUAUUGCUAAUGGACCAGUUACAACGGCUUUAACGCGGAGUAUGGAUGCAUACGAGAUGUCUCUAGCGUUAGCUUAG
Aspergillus lentulus is the source of this 2016-nucleotide messenger RNA. Lineage: Eukaryota; Fungi; Ascomycota; Eurotiomycetes; Eurotiales; Aspergillaceae. The record is from RefSeq and is a predicted model, not a curated record.